Messenger RNA from Australozyma saopauloensis, 642 nucleotides. RefSeq names its product nucleotide diphosphatase. Gene Ontology annotation, molecular function: nucleoside triphosphate diphosphatase activity. Lineage: Eukaryota; Fungi; Ascomycota; Pichiomycetes; Serinales; Metschnikowiaceae. The record is from RefSeq and is a predicted model, not a curated record. The coding region runs from base 1 to 642 and encodes 213 amino acids. The transcript has a single exon.
AUGUGGAGUCAGGACACAUUACAAGAAUUGGCCAAGUAUGAAUUGAUUCUAGGCUCGAGCUCACCGCGGAGAAAAGAAAUCUUGGCGCAAAACUUGGGCUUGCGUGCGUUUUCCGUGGUUACAUCUUCUUUUGAAGAAAACCUCUCGAAACACGGGAUCGCACCAGCUGAAUAUGUCACGAAAACUGCUCAGCAUAAAAUUGAAAGCAUAGUGGCCCAAUUAGAAGACAACAAAAAGUACAUUUUGAUUGUAGCAGACACAAUUGUGUGCUGUGACGGUGAAAUCUACGAAAAGCCCGAAACGAUCGACAGACAGCUUGAAAUGCUAAAAAAUUACCGGAAAGCAGGCCAAGUGGACGUAAUGACCUCGGUUCAUGUUUGCAUCGUUGACGGAGGACAUCUAGCAACACACAAUGAAAAAGUCACUAAGACAGUCUUAAAGUUCAACACCCAAUUGACCGACGAGCAGCUCCAAUUGUAUGCCAGCACCGGAGAGGGUGCAUAUGUAGCUGGAGGUUUCAAGUAUCAGGAGAAAGGCUCAAUGCUCUUCAUUGACCUAUCGGGGGAUUACUUCAAUGUGGUUGGUCUACCAGUCUAUGCAACGUUUGAGUUAGUCAAUGCCACAUUAAACGAGAACAAAUAA